Messenger RNA from Nothoprocta perdicaria, 2430 nucleotides. It is a transcript of the gene ANGPTL2, whose product is annotated as angiopoietin like 2. The record is from RefSeq and is a predicted model, not a curated record. The transcript is spliced from 4 exons. NCBI's taxonomy places the organism in Eukaryota, Metazoa, Chordata, Aves, Tinamiformes, Tinamidae. The coding region runs from base 46 to 1518 and encodes 490 amino acids.
UUAAACAUACUUCAUAGAAGAAAAAUUGUCCAGAAAUAAAGAAACAUGAUGACGGCAAGAUUCUUCUGUUUAAUGUUAAUAGCAGUUCUGGGAGCUACUGCAAGUAAAACACAGGAAUUUGAAAGCAAUGAUGAGGAAACAGAGCAAGAAUUCAUUUAUACCAACAGGUAUAAGCGUUCCAGUGAUACACAGGACAAGUGCACUUAUACCUUUAUUGUACCUCAACAGAGAGUGACAGGUGCCAUUUGUGUUAAUUCAAAGGAACCUGAAGUCCUACUUGAAAACAGGGUAAAUAAACAAGAAUUACAAUUACUUAACAAUGAACUUCUUAAACAAAAGAGGCAAAUAGAAACUCUGCAGCAAUUGGUAGAGGUGGAUGGUGGAAUUGUUAACGAAGUUAAGCUUUUACGAAAAGAAAGCAGAAAUAUGAACUCUCGUGUCACACAACUAUAUAUGCAGCUACUACAUGAAAUUAUCCGAAAACGGGACAAUGCCUUAGAACUUUCCCAACUUGAGAAUAAGAUUUUGAACCAAACUGCAGAUAUGUUGCAACUUGCAAACAAAUACAAAGACUUAGAGCACAAAUACCAGCAUCUGAUGUCAAUUGCCAAUAAUCAGUCAACAAUAAUAGCCCAAUUGGAAGAACACUGUCAAAGAAUGCCAUCCAUAAAGCCACUGCCACAGACUCCACAGCCACCUAACAAAGUGUAUCAGCCUCCCACUUACAAUCGCAUUAUUAACCAGAUAUCUACUAAUGAGAUUCAGAGCGAUCAGAACUUAAAGGUUUUGCCACCUACCUUGCCAACCAUGCCUGCAGUUACUAGCAUUCCAACUGGAACUGAUAAGCCAUCUGGGCCCUGGAGAGACUGUCUACAGGCCUUAGAAGAUGGUCAUGACACCAGCUCCAUCUAUCUUGUAAAACCAGAAAACACAAACCGACUUAUGCAGGUCUGGUGCGAUCAACGGCAUGACCCUGGUGGCUGGACAGUCAUUCAGAGACGGUUGGAUGGGUCCGUCAACUUUUUCAGGAACUGGGAGACAUACAAGCAAGGAUUUGGUAACAUAGAUGGAGAGUACUGGCUUGGUUUAGAAAACAUUUACUGGUUAACAAAUCAAGCCAACUACAAACUGCUUAUAACAAUGGAAGAUUGGUCAGGUCGGAAAGUAUUUGCUGAAUAUGCUAGCUUCAGACUGGAGCCAGAAAGUGAGUAUUUCAAGUUGAGAUUGGGACGCUACAAUGGCAAUGCUGGAGACUCUUUCACUUGGCACAAUGGAAAACAGUUUACCACUCUAGACCGGGACCAUGAUGUAUACACAGGUAACUGUGCUCAUUACCAGAAGGGAGGAUGGUGGUACAAUGCAUGUGCUCAUUCAAAUCUCAAUGGAGUCUGGUAUCGGGGAGGACAUUACCGCAGUCGGUAUCAAGAUGGUGUUUACUGGGCUGAAUUCCGGGGUGGAUCAUAUUCACUAAAGAAAGUUGUUAUGAUGAUAAGACCUAACCCCAACACAUUCCACUGAAAUUCUUCUUAUAGUGGUUUAUUUUCCUGUUCUUUUUAAGAAGCAUGUGAAGCUAUACUGUUAUCUGAAAUUAUUUUUACAGAAACAAAAUAUGUAAGAUAUUGUACAUUUAUUGCUAAGAUAUGAGGGCUUGUAUAUUGUAUUUUCAAGAAACAUUCCUACGGAAAUUAAAAAAAGAAGAAAAUGAAAUGACAUAACAUGCAGAAUUCUUCUGUGCUAAAAUGUGCUAAAGGCAAAUAUUAAACCUUUUAUAACUGGCAGUUGAGAGUGACUGUAGAUAAGCUUUGUUUUUUUUUUUUUAAUCUCCUGUAAAUUAAGUUAGAUCAUAAAAAUACUGCCAUGACAUUUAAAUAUUUUUGUAUGUUAUGAUAUGUAUAAAAAUUCACAAAUAUAGGAAAUAUUACAAACUGUACAGCAAGAGUUUUAUUCUUAUUAUUAGCAAUCAUUUGACACAGGAAAUCACAUCCUUUGAACUACGUAGCUGGUAUAUGUACAGUGGUGAUACUAUUCUAAUUUAAUCUUUGUUAAUUGCCAUUAAUAAAGUUAGCGCUAUCUGCUCACAAACACAAAUUAUAUACUCAAACCGUUACUGUGACGACAAAUUCAGGCUGUCCCCUUCACUUCAAGCCUCUUAAUACCUCUGCUCCUAUUAUUUACUAUUCACUUUUAAUUAAAGUAUUUUAGAUUAAAAAAGUCGUUUAUUAUACCAAAGUGAACUGCCUACAUAUACAUGGAAAUACAGUCAGAUGUACAAUGGCUACAGUAUGUUGUACAGCCAAAAAGUUAUACUAAACAACAAAUGUCAAUUUAUUUUGUACCUGACUUCAGCCACUCUUUAUCAUUUAGCCUCUGUAGUCAGAAUGGCUGAACAUAAAUUAAAGGAACUAUCCAACUUUGCAGGCAAAUGAUGGA